Messenger RNA from Trachymyrmex septentrionalis, 639 nucleotides. RefSeq lists its product as uncharacterized. NCBI's taxonomy places the organism in Eukaryota, Metazoa, Arthropoda, Insecta, Hymenoptera, Formicidae. The coding region runs from base 200 to 631 and encodes 143 amino acids. The record is from RefSeq and is a predicted model, not a curated record. The transcript has 2 exons.
UCAUGCAAUUAGAACAGAUUUUAGAAACACACACAAAUAAGCACACAUAAAGAGUAACUUUUAUUUUCAUGGAAUACGUGGAACGUCUCGAACAUCUUUAACAACGUGAAUAAUUGUCCUUAUCCGCGCUUAUUAAUAAAACCCUUUAUCUGUAUCUUUGAAACAGGUCAGUCUGAAAGACUGAUUACUCGCGGAUAUUAUGAGGACAAUAUAUCUUUUAGCCAUUAUUUCCGUUUUCGUAAUACUCCAUGAAGUCGAAAGCGGAUUAUACGGUUCCAGGCAGAAUAUCAAGCAUUACAAGAUGAAUGAGAAAUUGGGAGCAGAUUUAGCAGCGUCCAAGAAUCAAUCACAACCGCUUCCAGGUCGGAAAAUUCAUGUAUCAGCUUGGGGUAUCAUCGGAUUAAUUGUAGGCGCUAUCGUAUUCACUAUGAUAACUUACUACAUCUUUCUAUUGUAUCCAUAUAUAUGCAAAAAGGAUACAAGCUAUGACGUCAUAGAAUUAGCAGAUGUUGACUCUAUGUCCAGUGUUCGUGUUAAUAUUAAUAAUGUACCACGUGUUCCAUUGAGAGCAUUUUGCGACUCAAAUGAUAUAUCAAAUAACAUAUCAAAUAAUGCACCAUUAGAUAUAUAGACCUGAAA